ACUUUUAUCUCCCCCCAGCAGAUAGUGUAUUUCGAAAGCAAAAGUAAUUAAUUAAUGCGAAUACAUAGGCAAAGGAGAAGCAUAAGUACGUCAUGUUACAAUGUUUGGCUAGCUAACUUUUAUAUGUUUAUAUGUUGACAUUACGCUUGUCACACAGAAAUAACAUAUUUGCUUGUCAGAUAGCAGCUAGCCUAACGUUAGCUAGUCAGCCAAAUAUGUUUGUUGGGUUAAUCUGCACUGUUUACAUGCCUGUACUAGUUCCAAUGACAACUAGCUAAUCGUUUCYCUAGCAUUUCAACACAUAGAAAGUUAGUUUGUUCACAUUGCUCAAGUUAAGUUAAGUGCAAUGACCGGUGCCUCCACUUUCAAGUAAUUGCUGGUCUAAGWGAUGUUCAGAUUGACUGGUCUGUAUAGUAUAGUACGCAGGGCAGUCUGCAAUGGCACAGAGGACAUCGUGAAAGGCAAAUUCUUCUACGCUGUGAGGAAAGGAUUCAAACCUGGCGUUUACAAAACUUGGGAUGAAUGUAAGAGCCAAGUUGACAAGUUCCCAUAUGCCAGCUACAAGAAGUUUGCAGCAGAAAAGGAUGCCUGGGCAUUUGUCAGAAGCCUAGCAACAUCGAUAACGCCAGACGUGUCAGAGGGAGCCAGCUAUGAGGCAACACUCCCUAGAAGAGCACCGGAGGCCCUUGAGUACAUACCCAUUGGUCAGAAGAGGCACUAUGAUCACAUAGACGAGGAGGAGAUGUCCCCUGCCAAACAGAGUCAAUACAGCAGCCCAUCUUCAAAAAGCUCUGAUGGAUUCACCUACAUUGGUGAUGCAGUGGUGGUGUACACAGAUGGUUGCUGUUCAGGCAAUGGGAAGRCCGGGGCCCGAGCUGGCAUCGGAGUGUACUGGGGACGUGACCAUCCUCUGAAUGUAGCUGAACCACUGGAUGGAAGACAGACCAACCAGAGAGCYGAAUUACAGGCAGCAUGUAAAGCCUUGGAGCAGGCCAAAGAGAUGAACAUCAAGAAGUUGGUGCUUUAUACAGACAGCAAGUUCACCAUAAACGGUGUCACCAGCUGGGUGAAGAACUGGAAGCUGAACAACUGGAGGCUCAACUCUGGUGGCUCCGUCAUCAACAAAGAGGACUUUGAAAAACUUGACAUGCUGAAUGAAGAGCUGGAGGUUGUAUGGUUGCACAUCCCGGGCCACGCUGGGUACCUAGGAAACGAGGAGGCCGACAGGCUGUCCAGAGCGGGAGCAGCGAAACACUUAGAUUAGCCAAAGGAAGAUCAUCUCAUUUACUGCUCCUGGGCAGUUCAUUCAACAUUUUGGAUUAUGGUUUUGAAUGGAAUAUGGGAAUGAUUAUAUUGUCUGUUCUGUUGGGCUUCCAUGUUCUAAAUGUUCUGAAAUAACAUGUCUUGUUUGACAUCUUUAUGGUUAUUUGUGCUUGUACAGUAUGAACAUUUCUUAAUAUUCCAAAAUCAUUCCAUCCUGAUUGAUGAAACGGUUCUGUAACCACUGUGUAAUGUACACUUCAGACAGUAGAUGGAGCUCUAGCUCAUUGAAACAAAUCCAAUACCUCGGAAUAGGACUGGCUCUCUAAAUUACAUUCCAUACUAGGUUCCUCUGUGGAAAGAGGAUUCCUCACAUAGAAGAUGGAUUUCUCUGGUUUCUAUGUGAGACGUGUGAGACGUGCUGCAUGCUUUAAGAUAAUCGGCACUUAUGACAUUUGUGUGUGUGAUCUAAGGAUUAUUUGUCUUGCUCAAAAGCCCGUCUGUUACUAGGGCUAGUGGUCACAUUAACGUUUCCCUAUUCUAAAGAAAAACAACACACCAUUCAAAGAUCAUCUGUUCAUGUAUGCUCUGACAUGAAAUGAUCUUGGUGAUAUUCUCUUUGACUACUUGGUGCACAAUUCCAUCUUCUCCACUUUACUCAGUCAGCUCUUGGCAGAUACUACUUAGUCUUUCAGUACGUGUCUCAUCCAUUCAGUAAGCUGGUGUCUAGACAGUGGGCCUAUACGUGUGUGAGGAAAAAUAAUGACAGCUCUAGCUGAGAGAGAAAUCUCCAUAUAGCCUUUCCCCUCUGUGAGGUUGGUGAUUGUAGAAAACCAGAGCAUCAGGAAUGAGUGUGCCUGUCUCUGACCUUAGCUGGCUGGCUUCUCCACGGCACGCUCCCGGCUUGUCUGGAGAUGUGAGGUCCUGCCUGGGGCUGGGUGUUGGAGAUACUGCGGCUGCAGUCGGAGGUCGAUGCGAGACGGGGUGGAGAGGGGUCACGGCGCUUCACCACAUCAGACUGAAGCUCGUUAGGGCUUCGUCUCAACACAUUUGCUCCAUCAGCAAAUAUGCUGCUCAGGCAUUCAUCUGUUUGACACCGUCUCUUCUAUUUGGCUCUUGUGGCUAACUAGCUCUUGUCGCCUAGUUGUUAGUUUCGCUUGCCAAGCUCAGGGCAGGUCAGUCACGGCGGAUGACCGAAGAGACUUCUGCGUUGGUUACUGUCAAGAGCACUGGGUGUUGUCUGCAUGAGUAACUCACAAUAAAAUCUAGAUUUGAAGAUGG
Messenger RNA from Salvelinus sp. IW2-2015, 2541 nucleotides. NCBI's taxonomy places the organism in Eukaryota, Metazoa, Chordata, Actinopteri, Salmoniformes, Salmonidae. The record is from RefSeq and is a predicted model, not a curated record.